This is a messenger RNA of Rana temporaria (common frog), 1253 nucleotides long. It is a transcript of the gene DCTD, whose product is annotated as dCMP deaminase. Gene Ontology annotation, cellular component: cytoplasm. The record is from RefSeq and is a predicted model, not a curated record. The transcript has 6 exons. NCBI's taxonomy places the organism in Eukaryota, Metazoa, Chordata, Amphibia, Anura, Ranidae. The coding region runs from base 86 to 667 and encodes 193 amino acids. Gene Ontology annotation, biological process: dTMP biosynthetic process; dUMP biosynthetic process. Gene Ontology annotation, molecular function: dCMP deaminase activity; zinc ion binding.
AACUAGAGUCCAGGAAAUCGGAAUGUAGAAGAGGAGGGCGGUGCGGUGGUGUCGGUGCUGGAAGUUGGAGUGCGCGGCGUAUAGGAUGAGCGAGAAGGAGGCGGCGGCGGCCCCCUGCACCGGGCAAUCAGUGGAUGUAAUGUGCAAAAAGCGGGAAGAUUACUUGGAAUGGUGUGAAUAUUUUAUGGCCGUCGCCUUUUUAUCGGCUCAGAGAAGUAAAGACCCCAGUUCCCAAGUUGGAGCGUGUAUCGUCAAUCCUGAGAACAAAAUUGUUGGUAUUGGAUACAACGGAAUGCCCAAUGGCUGUCCGGAUGAUGCACUUCCGUGGGCAAGAACAGCAGUAGAUAAGCUUGAUACAAAGUACCCGUAUGUUUGCCAUGCUGAGCUGAAUGCCAUUAUGAACAAGAAUUCAGCAGAUGUAAAAGGAUGCGACAUGUACGUUGCUUUGUUUCCAUGCAAUGAAUGUGCCAAGCUAAUCAUACAAGCAGGCAUUAAAGAAGUGAUCUAUAUGUCUGAUAAAUACCAUGACUCUCCAGAAAUGAAGGCUGCAAGGUUGAUGUUUGGUCUGGCUGGUAUCAAAUACACGAAAUUUGUUCCCAAGAGAAAAAGUAUAGUCAUCGACUUUGAUUCGAUCAAUAAGAACAGACCGGGUCCAACUCAGAUGUGAAGACUUGUUGCAUUCUUCAGUUGCUGUCACACGAUGUGACUUUGUAGCUGUCACCUGUGUGAGAAUGUAAAGGGUUAGGUGUCUGUAUUUCUCUACAAAGGGUAUACUGGCUCGUUUUUUGCUGAAUCUUUUUAGUGACUGUCAUCGCACAGAUCUAACAAACUCCCGGUGGUGCCUUACCUUUGUAGUGUGCUUAAACGAUUGAGACUUUGUUACAUUUUGUAAAUGAACCAUGUGCUUUUAUGGCAGGCAAAGUAGUUGCUUGCUUUGCUAAAUGUUACACUUUAGUCUCAAAUAGUUAAGUGUUUUCAAAAUACCUAUCCCGGCAACAGUUGGGGUUCAUGUACAUGAGCUCCAUUUCCCUAAAACAUUUACUACUAUCUAAAUUCCAUUUGGCUUGUGUGAGGGACUUGGUUCAGGGGAACACAGCCAUUCAUUUUUAGAGGAUCUCCGACACAAUACUUUAUGCUUCCUAACUGUCCAAAAUCAACUUUCUUUUGCCCGUGGUGUAUGUUAGGCCCCAUACACACGACCGGAUCUAUCCGCUGGGAUUGAUCCGCGGAUCAGUUCCAGCGGAAAAAAAAUG